AUGCAGUCCUCUACAGCUACUAUGUCAAAAACUAAUAGUAUAAUACCGGUACUAAAACUACAAACUCCAAGAUGCUGUGCAGCGCUCAAGUUUACUGUGGCAUUCAUUAUCGUUGCUGCAAUUCUUCUGCUCAUUGGCGCCCUGGCCCCACUCUCAGCUCCUCCUGCUAAAAACUCCACUGACUGGGAACGUCUGCACUUCCUCUUCAACGAGCUAGGAUCAAACCAUGGAGAAGAUGCCAUCUCCUUUGCCAUCAGUAGCCUGACGUUGUUGGGGAUGUUGGCUCUCAUCACCUACACAGCCUAUGGCAUGACUGCCCUGCCCUUUACCUGGAUCAAGGGUGUCAGGGCAGCCAAGAGAGAGAGACUUGAGGUCUGUGAGGACAGGGAAGAGCUGGAAGAGAGGAGGAACCGUAUUCAUGUCAAGUACCAAGAUGGACGGCGAAUGACCAGCCGUGACCGCCGUGACAUGGAUGACCUGGAUGAGAAGCUCCGUCUCCUGCGUCGUCGGGAGCGUCAUCUCCUGUCAGCCGAGCGCAGCUGGCUCAACAAGUGUUUCAUCGUCUGCAGGCCCUUCCAGAUGGUGUUUGGGAUUGUGUUCAUCCUAUUGGCCCUCAUCAUCUUUGUGUCCCUCCUGCUGUCAUGCAUCGACCGGAUCCUGCAUGGCCUGGGGUACAAGAUGGGAUAUGCCCUCCCUAAACCACAACUGCCCAACCCUGUAGACAUUGUCAUGGUCAACACACAGAAGGUGUUUCCCCUGGACUAUAUCCUGAUCUCAGCCAUCAUCAUGUACUGGGUCUUCUGUUCUAUGGCAGGGAUCAAACAGAUGGGCAUAUGGUUUUUCUGGAUCAGGAUGUACAAGAUCCGAGUGCAGCGGACCCGUCCCCAGGCCCUGUUGUUCAUGUGCAUGAUCCUGAUGCUGAUCGUCCUGACCAACAACAUCAUGUUGUACACCCUGUCCCCGCAGUACGUCACGUUCGGCAGCCAGCACUACUGGCAAAAUGGGACCAACCAUGCCACCAAUGAGACUUUUGCGACACUCGUGCCCUGUAAUCUGAAUGCAACGCAAGGGUAA
This is a messenger RNA of Branchiostoma belcheri (Belcher's lancelet), 1074 nucleotides long. Its product is annotated as probable lysosomal cobalamin transporter. Gene Ontology annotation, cellular component: vacuolar membrane. Lineage: Eukaryota; Metazoa; Chordata; Leptocardii; Amphioxiformes; Branchiostomatidae. The record is from RefSeq and is a predicted model, not a curated record. The coding region runs from base 1 to 1074 and encodes 357 amino acids. Gene Ontology annotation, biological process: protein localization to vacuole. The transcript has 13 exons.